Messenger RNA from Solanum verrucosum, 1214 nucleotides. Its product is annotated as hydroxyproline O-arabinosyltransferase RDN2-like. The transcript has 9 exons. Gene Ontology annotation, molecular function: glycosyltransferase activity. The record is from RefSeq and is a predicted model, not a curated record. Bases 1 to 1179 code for a protein of 392 amino acids. Lineage: Eukaryota; Viridiplantae; Streptophyta; Magnoliopsida; Solanales; Solanaceae.
AUGAAAAACCAUUAUACAUCUGAAUUAGAUACAAUCUCCGUUAGAACUCGUGCAUCAUAUGGGCAAGGACGCACACUAAGGACAAGAGUUAUUGUCAUGAAACCACUAGUAUUUUUUUUUCUUCUGUCCCUUGUUUUUUCCUUUGUAACAUAUAAUCUGAUUACCAUGGUUAUAAGGUAUACAUUUGUUGGCUUUGAGAAAUCAAACUCAAAGGCUGUUGGUUUCACUCAACUAUUUCUUGAUCCCAUUAUUCACAUGCCUCACAAUCUCACAAAACCUAAACCCCAAAAGUUGUUAUUCCAUAUUGCAUUAACAGCAACUGAUACUCCUUAUAGCAAGUGGCAAUGCCGCAUCAUGUACUAUUGGUAUUUGAAAAAGAAGAAUUUACCAGGUUCAGAGAUGGGAAAAUUCACUCGAAUCCUUCAUUCAGGAACCCCUGACAAUCUAAUGGAUGAAAUUCCCACAUUUGUCGUUGAUCCUCUUCCACAAGGUUUUGAUAUGGGUUACAUUGUCCUCAAUAGACCUUGGGCAUUCGUUCAGUGGUUGGAGAAGGCUACCAUAGAAGAGGAAUACAUACUUAUGGCAGAGCCUGAUCACAUUUUUUUGAACCCGCUCCCAAAUUUAGCUUAUGGAGAUUACCCAGUUGCUUUCCCUUUUUUCUACAUGAAACCUGCCGAACACGAGGAGAUCAUAAGGAAAUUCUUUCCCAAAGAAAAUGGUCCUGUAACAAAUGUUGAUCCCAUUGGAAAUUCCCCGGUCAUCAUUAAGAAGAAUUUGUUGGAGCAAGUUGCAACUACAUGGAUGAAUAUUUCUCUAAGAAUGAAGCAUGAUGAAGAAACGGAUAAAACUUUUGGCUGGGUCUUAGAAAUGUAUGCGUAUGCUGUAGCUUCUGCUUUGCAUGGUGUGCAGCAUAUUCUUCGGAAAGACUUUAUGCUACAGCCACCCUGGGAUUUGGACACUAGAAAAAAGUUUAUCCUCCAUUACACUUAUGCGUGUGACUACAACAUGAAGGGUGUGCUUACUUAUGGAAAAAUUGGAGACUGGCGAUUUAAUAAGAGGUCCUAUAUCAAAGGACCUCCACCUAAAAAUCUAUCCCUGCCUCCACCUAACGUCCCUGAAAGUGUGGUAACUCUCGUGAAGAUGGUAAACAAAGCAACUGCCAACAUUCCAAAUUGGUGAGCAGAGCAGUGAUAUUAUACUAUUUGAAGCCCAAC